CUGGAGAAGAAAAAGCUGAUGCUCGUCUGAACCGCUUUAGCCCCUCGAUUUAUAAAAAUAAAAGCACAUUAUCGUGUCUGGCUCUGAGGAUUUAAACCCCUGAGGACGUCCCGGGGCUCCUGUGGACCACCUCGAAUGUAAACGGCUGGAGGGUGAGAUACCAACGGGUGAUCCGCACAUUGGUCUUGCGGUGGAGCCACUAGAGGGGCACGUGGUCUGAACAGAGAGUGAAAGGGCACCCCAGCAGGUAGUAUUGGAAGCUGUGUGAGGACAUGAAAACGGAGACAUCCACAGAUGGAGAGACCUCAGAAGCCUGUGUGAAGAAAGAGGAGAUGCUGGAGCUGAAAAUCUACAACUAUGGAGACGAUCUCGACAACCCACCUGAAGGUCUCUCUGUUAAAGUGGAAGAUCCUGACAAUAAAGACCAUCUCUACAGGGCGGACGGACCAGGGCAUUCGCCUGCCUGGCCGUGCCCGACGAGGAGUGCUCUCGGCCGGCUUGGGAGGCAGAUGGCAGCCCCUCCUGGAAGUGUGGUUUUACCAUGGGCCUCAUGCGACUGUGAAGUUUGCAAAUCCUUCUUCCUCAACAAAUGUGAGGUUCAUGGACCACCCCUCUUCAUCCCAGAUACUCCUGUUCCCAUGGGAGUCCCUGACCGAGCCAGACAAACUCUUCCUCCUGGGCUAGAAAUCCAGAAGUCCAGUAUUCCUGAUGCAGGCCUGGGAGUGUUUAAUAAGGGGGAGACUGUUCCAGUAGGUGCACACUUCGGACCCUGCCAGGGAGAGCUGGUGAACAGGGAAGAAGCCAGGAACAGUGGAGACUCCUCGGUUGUAUACAGGAGCAUGCAGUGUGAAGAAUACAUUGAUGCCAAAAGAAAGAUGCAUGUGAAUUGGAUGAGAUAUGUGAAUUUUGCCCGUAAUGAAGAAGAACAGAAUCUUGUGGCAUUUGAGUAUCAAGGGGGAAUUCUGUAUCGUUGCUGUCGAUCCAUUAACCCAGGACAGGAGCUCUUGGUGUGGUAUGAAGAGGAAUACACCAAAGAACUCCGUCCUGCACCUACAGGAACAACCAGACAGCAAGUUUCUCCAGAAGUAAAGAAUGCUCUGCUGCAAGUCUUUUCCUGCUCCACAUUCCCUCGUUCCAAUGCAUCUCAAAUUUACCUCGACAAACACAUCCAGAGAUGCCACUAUGAAGAGGAUGCAAGACUGCGAGAAUCAGGAGAGAUUAAAUAUGAGCUUCAGAUCCCCUCCAAAUGCUCCAGUCGUCAGCCAACAUCAGCUGAUACUAUCCAUUCUGAUACUUCCCAUAAUGAUAUACAGAAGGAAAUUCACCACUGCUCAGAUUGUGGAAAGAGUUUUAGUCAUCAGAAUGCACUCAAGACACACCAGCGAAUUCACACAGGAGAGAAGCCGUAUCACUGCUCACAGUGUGGGAAGAGUUUUACUCAGCAGAGUGAUCUCCAACGACACCAGCGCAUUCACACAGGAGAGAAACCGUAUCACUGCUCACAGUGUGGGAAGAGUUUUACUCGUCAGAGUGAUCUCCAACGACACCAGCGCAUUCACACAGGAGAGAAACCGUAUCACUGCUCACAGUGUGGGAAGAGUUUUACUGAACGGAGUGCUCUCCGACGACACCAGCACAGUCACACAGGAGAGAAGCCGUAUCACUGCUCACAGUGUGGGAAGAGUUUUACUCAUCGGAGUCAUCUCCAAAUCCACCAGCGCAUUCACACAGGAGAGAAGCCGUAUCACUGCUCACAGUGUGGGAAGAGUUUUACUCAUCGGAGUAAUCUCAAAAAACACCAGCACAUUCACACAGGAGAGAAGCCGUAUCACUGCUCACAGUGUGGAAAGAGUUUUACUCGUCAGCGUGAUCUCCAAACACACCAGCGCAUUCACACAGGAGAGAGGCCGUAUCACUGCUCACAGUGUGGGAAGAGUUUUACUCGUCAGAGUGCUCUCCAAACACACCAGCGCAUUCACACAGGAGAGAAGCCGUAUCACUGCUCACAGUGUGGGAAGAGUUUUACUCGUCAGAGUGCUCUCCAAAUACACCAGCGCAUUCACACAGGAGAGAAGCCGUAUCACUGCUCACAGUGUGGGAAGAGUUUUACUAGUCAGAGUAAUCUCCAAAUACACCAGCGAAUUCACACAGGAGAGAAGCCGUAUCACUGCUCACAGUGUGGGAAGAGUUUUACUCGUCAGUGUGAUCUCCAAACACACCAGCGGAUUCACACAGGAGAGAAGCCGUAUCACUGCUCACAGUGUGGGAAGAGUUUUACUCAUCAGAGUAAUCUCCAAAUACACCAGCGCAUUCACACAGGAGAGAAGCCGUAUCACUGCUCACAGUGUGGGAAGAGUUUUACUCGUCAAAGUACUCUCCAAACACACCAGCACAUUCACACAGGAGAGAAGCCACAUCACUGCUCACAGUGUGGAAAGAGUUUUACUCAUCAGAGUGCUCUCCAGAUACACCAGCGCAUUCACACAGGAGAGAAGCCGUAUCACUGCUCACAGUGUGGGAAGAGUUUUACUCAUCAGAGUGCUCUCCAGAUACACCAGCGCAUUCACACAGGAGAGAAACCGUAUCACUGCUCACAGUGUGGAAAGAGUUUUACUCAUCAGAGUGCUUUCCAAACACACCAGCGCAUUCACACAGGAGAGAAGCUGCAUCACUGCUCACAGUGUGGAAAGAGUUUUACUCAUCAGGGUGAUCUCCAACAACACCAGCGCAUUCACACAGGAGAGAAGCUGCAUCAGUGAUCAUAGUGUGGAAAGAUGUUUACUUAUUUAGUUACGUUUAAGACCUACAAGUGCAUUAACUCGGAGACAUUGCAUGAUUUAAAGUUCAUCUCAUCUCAUUAUCUCUAGCUGCUUUAUCCUGUUCUACAGGGUCGCAGGCAAGCUGGAGCCUAUCCCAGCUGACUACGGGCGAAAG
Molecule: messenger RNA, 2934 nt
Organism: Neoarius graeffei (lesser salmon catfish)
Lineage: Eukaryota; Metazoa; Chordata; Actinopteri; Siluriformes; Ariidae
Product: zinc finger protein 431-like
Exons: 8
Coding region: 273-2759 (828 amino acids)
Molecular function (GO): histone methyltransferase activity; protein binding
Source: RefSeq, a predicted model, not a curated record